AUGGCUUGUGCUAAUGACACCAGAAGCAAAGAUGCGACGGGGAAAUUCCUUGCUCGCGAUGCACGCGUCUUGGCCAUGUUUGCAAACCGCGUAGUCCGGAGAAAGAUGCAAACGUAUCGCGCGGACCGAGUGCGCCGCGACGGCCACGUGCAUCGCGCUCCCGGGGCGGCUUGUUUUAGGAAGAAAAAAUGUGACGAAUGCCGUCCUCGCUGCAGUGAUUGCCGCCGUUUGAAUCUCAGUUGUCAUUGGUUAGUGGGUGCCACCACUGUCGAAGCAGACAGACCCGAAACCAGUGAUGCGUGCUCUCCUUCCUGUCUUCCGACGCUUUCUGCUGAGAUCGUUCCGAACAAUGAUCCCGAACCCGAAGGGGAUUUGUCUACGCCGAGGCCCAUAACACCCUUCGACGCUGAAGACUUCAUUGCCACGCUCUUUCCUCACCCCUUGCCCAGGACGAGUGCUGUCACACCACCUCUCAGCCAAUUAUCUAUCUCCAUAAACCCCUAUUUACGCACAGACGAAGAACGAUCGCUCUUCAAUCACUACAUCCACGUCGUUUCAAGGGCGCUUUGCCGCUCGGGUGAUAAAGAGAAUAACCCUUUUCUGGUCACACUUUUACCAUUGGCAGCAGUUUCGGAUACCGUAACUAGUGUGAUAUUGAGUUUGAGUGGUUGCCAUUGGAAGAGAGUUUACCCAACCAUUUGGGGGACUGCAUUGACUCGACAGGGACAAGCAUUGGCCCAAGUAAACGAUCUGCUCGGUUGCUCGGAUAAGCAAUCUAUAUUUGCAUCAUGCGCCACGGUGCUCUUGUUAUGCCUCACCGAAUUGUUCGACGGCACAUCCCGGGUUUGGAAGUGGCAUCUGAAAGCCGCCAGCGCAAUUUUGAAGUCAGCAGCAUUCCAAUCGCUUAUCUCGACGGAUGAGUGGAAAUUCUGCAUCAGUCUGUUUCAUUAUCUAGAUUCCAUGUCGACCAUUUCUCGCUGCAAAGCACCGCUAUUGCAAAGCGAUGACAGCGUGAUAGAAUUGUGCAGAUCGGUUCGUCAGAGCAGUGUGCCAGAGCUAUGCCACAGCGAUUCAGCAGAUGCUAUUUACGGCAUAUCCCCUGCCCUUUUUGACUUGUUGGGCAUGGUGAAUUUGCUAGCCAACCAACGCAUCAGGCGUGUCGAUGAGUUAUCCGAGAUUGGCUUCCGAGCAGCAGCAACGCAUAUUGAAGAUAGGAUCGACGAAUGGCGCACCGGACACGAUCGUGGAGUUUCAGGUGCUUCACCUCGUGAAAACAAAUCAGAUACGGACCGUGCUACGACUGCUUUUGAAUGGGCGAUUCGACUUCGGCUCCAUCAGAUUGUCGAAGGUUAUGACGCCCUUCAUGGGUUUGUGGAACGCGCAGUCACCAUGAUCCUCGACUCUGUUCAGGCGAUUCCAUAUGCUAGCAGGAUCGAGGGGUGUCUUCUUUUCCCUCUUGUUAUCGCUGGGUCAAGCAGUAUCAGCGUUGAACGACGGAUGAUGGUUAAAGAACGGCUUAUGGUGAUGGAAAGCACUCUUGGAUUUAGCCAUAUCCAUCACGCACGCCAAUUAUUGGAGACAUUGUGGAAGGGAGCUAACAGUGCUUCGGAUUUGAACUGGGCUGCCGUCAGAUAUAGCCAGUUUCCAGGCGUAGUGUUUAUUUAA
Messenger RNA from Penicillium bovifimosum, 1665 nucleotides. RefSeq names its product Zn(II)2Cys6 transcription factor. Gene Ontology annotation, cellular component: nucleus. Bases 1 to 1665 code for a protein of 554 amino acids. Gene Ontology annotation, molecular function: DNA-binding transcription factor activity, RNA polymerase II-specific; transcription cis-regulatory region binding; zinc ion binding. Gene Ontology annotation, biological process: positive regulation of transcription by RNA polymerase II. NCBI's taxonomy places the organism in Eukaryota, Fungi, Ascomycota, Eurotiomycetes, Eurotiales, Aspergillaceae. The transcript is spliced from 4 exons. The record is from RefSeq and is a predicted model, not a curated record.